AUGUUUGGGCAGGAACCCCGGCUCCCUGUGGACUUCCUGCUCGGGCAGGCACCAGAGCCGUGGGGGGGCACCACCCAUGAGUGGAGCCCAGCAAGCGAGUUGUCAGAAGAGGACGACCUGUUCCUCCUGAACCAGGACCCUCUGCAGCCUCAGGAGGGUUUUAAACGCUCAAUCGUUCGCACCCUUGUCCUCUCCCUCAUUGGAGCUGCAAAUAAGGCUCUAGGGCUGAAGGUCCGACACCGUGACGGAGAGAGACGUGUGUCUGUCGCCCGUGGAGACGAGGAGCAGCGGAGCCCGACGCCGCCAUACGCUGUGAGAGCUGCGGCUAAUGACAACCGUCUCCACACGAAGGCUCAGACCGUCAAGAAGGCCCAUUCCUGCUGCUCGUUCUGA
Messenger RNA from Knipowitschia caucasica, 393 nucleotides. The record is from the annotation of a GenBank genome assembly. NCBI's taxonomy places the organism in Eukaryota, Metazoa, Chordata, Actinopteri, Gobiiformes, Gobiidae.